Molecule: messenger RNA, 2487 nt
Organism: Astyanax mexicanus (Mexican tetra)
Lineage: Eukaryota; Metazoa; Chordata; Actinopteri; Characiformes; Acestrorhamphidae
Product: zinc finger protein 420-like
Exons: 2
Coding region: 173-1825 (550 amino acids)
Source: RefSeq, a predicted model, not a curated record
GGAUCCCAGCCGCCAUUAAACUACAGUAGAAGAAGAUCUGAGUCCGCAGUGUUUUAUAGAAUAACAGGAUCUGAUCUGCUGCAGAUUGGAAUGACUUCUAAUCACUUCCAAGUCUUCUGCUGCUUCAAGUGUCAGUUUUUAAAAAUCUACUUCCUCACGAAACACUAAGACGAUGGAUUCUACAAUUCUGUCAUCCGAAGAGAUAAAAUGUGAGAAUGCUGAAGGUUUUUAUGGUUACCUUUCGCCACAAGAUCAAACCCAAAUCGAUAAAGAAGAAGAAGGGACGUCUCACCGCUGUCCAGACUGUGGAAAGAUUUUUACAAAACAGCGCGAUCUCCGAAAACACCAGCGCAUUCACACCGGAGAAAAACCGUUUCAGUGCUCCGAGUGCGGGAAGUGUUUUACUCAGCAAGGAGAUCUCAAAAUUCACCAGCGCAUUCACACUGGAGAGAAACCGUAUCAGUGCUCAGAAUGUGGGAAGAGUUUUAAUCAGAACGGUAGUCUCACCGCACACCAGCGCAUUCACACUGGAGAGAAACCGUUUCAUUGCUCGGAUUGUGGGAAAAAUUUUAAUCGACAGAGUAGUUUAAAAACACACCAACGCAUUCACACUGGAGAGAAACCGUAUCACUGCUCAGAGUGUGGACAGAGUUUUAGAAGCCUUGGAAUCCUUACAAGACACCAUUUGAUUCACACUGGAGAGAAACCGUUUCAGUGCGCGGAUUGUGGAAUGACUUUUAGAGAAAGUGGUACUCUCAAAAAACACGAACGAAUUCAUACUGGAGAGAGACCUUAUCAGUGCUCAGAGUGUGGAAAGGGUUUUAUUCAGCAGAGCGCUCUUAAAAAACACCAGUGCUCUCACGCGGAAGAGAAACCGUUUCAAUGCCCAGAGUGUGGACAGAGUUUUAGACAGAUUUCUAAACUCCAAAAACACCAGCAAAUUCAUAAAGUAGAGAAAGUGUAUCAGUGUUCAGAGUGUGGAAGUAGUUUUAAUCAGGAGAGUAGUCUCAAACGACACCAGAUCAUUCACACUGCAGAAAAACCAUAUUGCUGUUCAGAGUGUGGGAUGAGUUUUAGACGGAUUAGUAAACUAAAAAAACAUCAGCGCAUUCACACUGGAGAGAAACCGUAUCAGUGCACAGAAUGUGGAAUGACUUUUAGAGAAAGCGGUACGUUCAAAAAACACCAGCGCAUUCACACUGGAGAGAGACCCUAUCAGUGCUCAGAGUGCGGAAAGAGUUUUAAUCAACUGGGAACUUUAAAAACACACCAGCGCAUUCACACCGGAGAGAAACCGUAUCAGUGCACCGAAUGUGGAAAGAGUUUUAACCAGCAGGGUAGUCUCAUAGCACACCAGCGCAUUCACACCGGAGAAAAACCCUACCACUGCUCCGACUGCGGGAAGAAUUUUAAUCGAGAGAGCAGUCUCAAAACUCACCAGCGCAUUCACACUGGAGAGAAACCAUAUCACUGCUCAGAAUGUGGUGUGAACUUUAGAAGCCUUGGUAUUCUCAAAAAACACCAGCUCAUUCACACCGGAGAAAAACCCUAUCAGUGUUCAGACUGCGGUAUGAGUUUUAGAGAAAGCGGAACCCUUAAAAAACACCAGCGUAUUCACACUGGAGAGAAACCGUAUCAGUGCACAGAGUGUGAAAAGAGUUUUAUUCAGCAGAGCGCUCUAAAAACGCACCAGCGCGUUCACACCGGAGAGAAACCGUAUCACUGCUCGGAGUGUGGACAGAGUUUUAGAAAGAGCGAGACUCUUAAAAACCACCAGCGUGUUCACACUAAAGGAGAUGCACAAGUAUCACAAUUAGAUAAUUAGUUUUAUAUAAACCAGAAAUGUGAACAGGACGAUGUGUAAUUCAGUAUAUAAAACAGUAUCUAUAAAGUAUGUAUAUGUGAACACAAUAAUGUACAUUUUUUAAAUAAUAAUGCAUUGAUAAUACUGUUUAAAAAUACUAAUAUUUUUGCAAUGUGGACUGUUGAGUGAGUGGAAAACUUUUGUGAAAAUCUUUUACCUGUAGAGUCUCGUCUUUUAUGAUGCAACAAAUUUAGAAAUGAAACUUCCCAUCAAAAUCCCAUUAUUUAUAUUGCCUUGUCAAGUGCUGAUAAGUGUUUAAGCUCACUCAUAAAAAUAUAUAUUUUUUGUCCCUUUUGGUAUUAAAUUAAAGUCAAAUUGUAACUGUCAAAAUACAGAACAAUGCCACCAAUCUGAACCCAACAACCCAUUAAAUCCACUUUAAGCUAAAAGCAACAGUUUCUGGUUAUUUGUUGAUUUAAAGAAGUUAUUUUUUAUUUUCAGAAAACUGAACUGUCAGUUCUAAUAAAUCAGAUUUGGAAAUCACAGAUAAAAACCCAAUUUUUAAUUGAACUUUGAACUUAUUAAACACUUAGUAUUAGAAUAAAUGUAUUAAAUAUUUUAUUUAAUGAGAAAAAUCGAAUUUUUUGAUCAGAUUUUUUGACUCUCUGAUCUUUUUUAGAUCA